GGCACCUCCUUCAUCCCUCACCAGACUGCCACAGCUUCUCAAAUCUGAUGGAUAAUGGCUUAGUAUCUUUAUCCGCUAGUUCCCUUGGGACCUGUGGAUGCAUCUCAUUAGGUCCCAUGGACUUGUGCAACUUCAGGUCCCUUAGGUGGUCUUGCACCUGAUCUUCUACAGCAGGUGGUUCUUUUAUCUCCCGGUCCCCGCCUUUGCCUUCUGCACCUUAGGCAGUGUAGUUUCAGCCUUGCCAGUGAAGACUGAGCCAAAAAAACCAUGUGGCUGUAGCACUUUGGGAUGUAGUUUAGUCGGCACAGUUGUGUUCGGCUGACAGUUGGACUUGAUGAUCUUAGCGGUCUUUUCCAACCUUAACAAUUCUAUGACUGUCUAUCUCCUCCAGGCUUAUGGGGCUAAUGGCUCCCCUAUGAGAGCCUUAGAAGGAGCUGAGACGGGGAUUUCAUUUCUCUUACUUAUCAGGGUUCCCCACCCUGUGGUUGUCUCUUUUUGGUCCUUCAUGUUUGUGCAGAUGAGCCUUUUAUGGGUUGAUGGUCCUGGGCUCUGUGGUGGUCCUGGCAUAAGCCAGGGCCAGGGAUUAUUUGGCUCCCUCCACCUGCAUUGUUUCUCUGUGUCCCUUUGUGUAUUUGGAGAUGAGCUUUCCCCUACAUGGUCUAACAUUUCCCCCAUCCCUGGAGAUGUUCAAGGCCAGGUUGGAUGAGGCUUUGAGCAACGUGACCCAGUGGGAGGUGUCCCUGCCCGUGGUAGAAGGGUUGGAACUGGAGGGGCUUUGAGGUUCCUUCCAACCCAAACCAUUCUAUGAUUUAUGAUGGGCUACUUCUGUAACGCUUUCUGGUCUUACACCCUCAGUUAUGCAACAUUUCUGUCUGAGACAAGAGCCUCUCAAAUCCAGUUAGAGGAGCAGAUCUUUACUCCACCUCAAAUCCACAUCUUGUAGCCUUUUGCUCUGAUCUUCGUGCAUAAUUCUAUCAACGUUAAAAAUAGAGUAGCGUACCGAGCCAGUCGAGCUCUUGUUGCCGGUGUCUGAUUAACCUUCUCACCCUUUCUGAUUUGGCUCCUGAAAUAGGUCUCAUUUCUUAGAUUAUCUACCACCUCUUUUCUAUUCUAAGACGCCUGUUUGUAUCGUUGCAACAUUCAGGAGCAGACGGGCAGUGCUGUGAGAGCAACGGGAGAAAGAGAAUCUUCCCUGUAACAUCAUCCUUCUGCCCACGCAUCCGCAUGGGGAGCAAUAGCAGCUCCACAGUGGAUGAUCUGCAGGCUGUUGAGAUCCACCACUGGUACAAAAAGUUCAUGACGGAAUGUCCUUCUGGGCAGCUGACAGAGCAUGAAUUUAAACAGUUCUUUGGGCUUCGAGGGCUGGAUCCAGAGGCCAAUGAGUACAUCGAGCAGAUGUUCCGCACGUUUGAUAUGAACAAGGAUGGAUAUAUUGACUUCAUGGAAUAUGUGGCUGCCCUCAGCCUCGUUCUCCGUGGGAAGAUGGAGCAGAAAUUGCGGUGGUAUUUCAAGCUCUAUGAUGUAGACGGCAACGGCUGCAUCGAUCGACAUGAAUUGCUCAACAUCAUUAAGGCUAUUCGAGCGAUUAACGGUGGCGACCAUGAACUUAGUGCAGAAGAGUUCACCAACCGAGUCUUCAACAAAAUUGAUGUGAAUGGAGAUGGUGAACUUUCUCUGGAAGAAUUUGUGGAGGGAGCAAGGAAAGAUGAGGAGUUCAUGGAGGUUCUGAUGAAAAGUUUGGAUCUGUCGCACAUUGUGGCCAUGAUCAACAACCGUCGGCACAGUGUAUAAACCAAGGUGGGAGAAAACGCUCUGCCAAGAGACAGAGGGGUGUGCGCACGCCAGAAAGAAGAGACGGCGAUUUUUAAAGCAAACAAAAUGUCCAUAAACAAGCAUAUGGAAUUAGGAACAGAAAGACACUGCCGUGUUUGUGUGUCUGAGUGCACAUUCCUGUAUGGACACUGAAGCUCAGCCACAACCAUGCAGAGCAGGUUCAGAAAAAGUGGAUCCGGUUGGUGGUAUUUGACUUGACUUCCAUUUAAAGGCUAAAUUUCAGGGCACAAAUUUCCCUCUGUGUCUCAGAUUGUCGCCUUGCAGCAGACUGAAAAAUAAUGUUAAGUUUAUGAAGAGCACCAGCAGAGCUGGAUGACGGAGCAUGGAGGAUUUCGAAUGUGUACUAAAUAAGACCUUCAAAUGGUUAUCAGUGUAGAGAACUAUCAAAAGAAUGUAACUUCCAUGGUUCUUGUUAUGGUAUUUGAUCAUAAACAACAGUAUAUUUGCCCGUACCAGAUGUGCUUAGGUUUGGUCAUCUCUACAGGAGUAGCUUUGUCUGGAAGAUCCCAAGAGCUGAAAGAAAAAUCAGUUGUUAAAGCUGAGAGAGACCAAUCUGUUCCCAGAUGCUCUGUCAGUAAUUGUGCUGUUUGCAGCUUUCAUCAUAGAACCCUAGAGUGUCCUAAGUUGGAAGAGACCCACAAGGAUCAUCGAGUCUGGGUCCUGUCCCUGCACAGGACAACCACACCAUUCACACCGCGUGGCUGAGGGCAUUGGCCAAAUACAGCUGGAAUAUUGUCAGCUUUCUAUGAUCAAAGAACUCUUUAGCAAACAAGUCAACGGUUUAGGAGCAGCCUUUGUAUCCAGAGAAAAUAUGCUCCUCAGCUUCCUGAAGCAGAUGGAUUUCCUGAGAGCUCAAAUCUUUUUUACACUCGUCCUACUCCUCCCCUUUCUUCCAACUGAAUAAAUGAAGUAUGUGGAGAUGAUCCUAACAUUGUUGCUUCACACCUCCUUUCUUGGUCUUUCGUUUUAUUCUUGGGGAAAAAAACCUAAGAAGCAAAAGGAACAUCUCAGCAAAGGUGACUUGUGAAUUGUGAACACUAGGGUGAAGUUGGUAUUCGAGAUCAGUCCUGCCACAAAUGUCUUAGUCCAUGAUGGGAGGAGGGAUGCAGCACGGAUAGAAACAGAGCAAACCAUCUUGUUCAGUAACGUUAGGUAAGGUCGUUGUGGAAAAAUAAGGGAAGAUUGGUGAGGAUGGUUGUAAACGCACUCAAGCUGAGGUGGAGAAAAACACAUCUAUCACACUAAUUGUUCUUUAGCCUUGUCUGUUGGACAAGUAGAAUAUCCAUGUUUAGAUAACAUGGGUCUGUGAUAGGCUUGGACGCACCAUUUGACCAUGAGAGUGGUGAGACACUGGAACAGGUUGUCAAGGGAAGUUGUGGCUGCCCCAUCCCUGGAGAUGUUCAAGGCCAGGUUGAAUGGGGCCUUGGGCAGCCUGAUCCAGUGGGAGGUGUCCCUGCCCGUGGCCGGGGGGUUGGAAUUGGAUGAUCUUUAAGGUCUCUUCCAACCCAAACUAUUCUAUGAUUCCAUCCAGCCUCCUUGAGAUUCCUGCUCUGCUGUGCGAAAGGUCAAAGCACAGUGGGAAACUCUGGGUGAAUCCUUGACAUACAGGCAAACCCAGUAGGUUUGGUGAUCCUCUAGCAUGAACUGAGCUACGCGGUGCCUGCCUCCCCGCUUGUGUGC
Molecule: messenger RNA, 3513 nt
Organism: Cuculus canorus (common cuckoo)
Lineage: Eukaryota; Metazoa; Chordata; Aves; Cuculiformes; Cuculidae
Product: guanylyl cyclase-activating protein 1-like
Exons: 5
Coding region: 1225-1791 (188 amino acids)
Molecular function (GO): calcium sensitive guanylate cyclase activator activity; calcium ion binding
Source: RefSeq, a predicted model, not a curated record